AUGGACGAGGAAUCGAGGCCCGCUGCGUGUCCUGAGCCUCCACCGCUCCCAUACUCCUUGCGCUCGAGGAAGAAGUCCAUCGCCAUCUUCUGGACCAUCUUCAUGAUUGAUACUCUGGCCCAGCCGCUUGUCCUCUACUGGGCGCUCUGGUAUGCCACUGAUCUUUCGCAUAACCUGGUAUUCAGUAUCGUGACGGCUUCGUUAGGAGGUGUAUCGGUAUUCGAGUACUUUUAUCGUCUCUACAACUUGUUCCGCAAAGACUCGCGAGCCCGUCCAUUGAACGCUAGGAAGGGAUGGCUGGAUUUCUUCCAUAUCAAUUUCACCAUCGUCUGGCUGAUACUGGCGAUUGAGCUAAUUGUAGGAACCGUUCCUCAAGAACCAUAUGUCCGACUAGUUGCCAUGGUCCUUCCGACGGUGAUGUUUUACUUCGGCAGCAUGUACCUGGCACUCGACAUCCUUCGUGUUUGUGGUGUUAAAGCGCCUUUUCGGAUUUCAUCAACGCCCAAAGGCUCGACAAUGCCGACCGCCCUAUAUGUUUUGAUCGAGGAUGUAGUGGCAGUUGAUGGAGGUGGUGGUCAGAUUUACCGAUAUGCGCUUCGCACCCGAUAUCUAUCUAGCCCGUACUUCCGGCGUAUGCUGUUCCAGAUGAACUGUUUCUGGGCUGGGGGAUCUAUCGUUGUCGCUGCCGCCAUUACGGCAAUCAUAUUUACUGUUUCAGAGCCGGUUGCAUACACUCUAGGAUGGUCGUUGCCGUUCGCAUGGGCUGGCCUCUGGACGUUGGUCACGAUACCUUGGGUCCAAAGCGAUCUUCGGCGCGAGAAAAAGGCUUGGGCAGAAAACCGGGGCCAGGGAGGUAUCCCGUACACCGAUGACCCUGAUGCGCCCAGUGGUGGUCGGACCAGGCUUGAGGCGAUGCAGGAUCAUCUGCCAAGUUUCGUGCCUUGGUUCCGAGAAAAGCAGGCUCCUCCGUCUACACCGAGUGAUCAUUGA
Aspergillus eucalypticola CBS 122712 is the source of this 990-nucleotide messenger RNA. RefSeq lists its product as uncharacterized. The record is from RefSeq and is a predicted model, not a curated record. Lineage: Eukaryota; Fungi; Ascomycota; Eurotiomycetes; Eurotiales; Aspergillaceae. Bases 1 to 990 code for a protein of 329 amino acids. The transcript is spliced from 6 exons.